Molecule: messenger RNA, 1275 nt
Organism: Schistocerca americana (American grasshopper)
Lineage: Eukaryota; Metazoa; Arthropoda; Insecta; Orthoptera; Acrididae
Product: ADP-ribose glycohydrolase MACROD2-like
Exons: 9
Coding region: 329-988 (219 amino acids)
Biological process (GO): purine nucleoside metabolic process; peptidyl-glutamate ADP-deribosylation; DNA damage response
Cellular component (GO): nucleoplasm
Molecular function (GO): ADP-ribosylglutamate-[protein] hydrolase activity
Source: RefSeq, a predicted model, not a curated record
CUGAAAGUUGAAACAAAUUCCGAGCGAGCGUAUUGUGCUUGGAGUUGCACGUUGUUGAUGCCUAAGAAAUAAUGUUAACGGUAGGCAUUGUACGGGUUCGGGUUGUUUUAAAUAAAUACGCUGUGAAGCCUUUCAGGAAAAUCUGAAAAGAUUGAAAGUGUCGUAAUUAAAAGCUAUUGUUGCUUUCCGUAGCGGUGAAAAGGUUCCCGUAACUAGAAAUUUAGCGGCGAUUGUCUGUGGAAAUAGUCAACCUGCUCGGAAGUUUUGGUAUUUGACUUGCAGUUUUACUAAUAUCGUGGAGAAACGUAAUUUUACAGGCAGACGGGGAAUGGCAGGUGCUGCAAAAAUUGUAAAUCUCGAACAUGUUGAUACAUGGGAUCAGUACUUUAAGAAGAACAGAGACCGACUGAAAGAUCAUUUUGCAAAUGCCAAAGUGCAAUGUGAUCCUGAUGCACGCUAUUCUCCAAAUAACAAUCUCAGCAAGAAAGUUUCAAUAUGGCAAGGAGAUAUAACGAAGUUGGAAAUUGAUGCAAUUGUAAAUGCAGCAAAUUCAUCCCUUAUGGGUGGUGGAGGAGUGGAUGGUGCUAUUCAUCGGGCAGCUGGUCCAGAAUUGAAGAAUGAGUGCAAAGGACUUGGAGGCUGUGAGGCUGGUGACGCAAAAAUUACAAAAGGCUAUAAAUUAUCAUCAAAAUAUGUUAUUCACACUGUUGGUCCUCGAGGAGAAAACCCAGGCCUUCUUAAAUCUUGUUAUGAUACGUGUUUGAAUAUACUCGUCAACAAUAAUCUGCGAACAGUUGCCUUUCCCUGCAUUUCAACAGGAGUUUAUGGAUAUCCUCCGAAUGCUGCAGCUAACGUUGCUCUUAAAACAGUUCGGAGUUUCUUGGAGAAGCAAGGAGAUUCAGUGGACAGAGUGAUAUUUUGCUUGUUCCUGGAAAAUGAUGUGAAGAUUUAUGAAUAUCUUCUGCAGGCCUACUUCCCAGUAGAAUAAACCAUUAAUAAAAAUUGUUUGUAUUUGAUACAAUGUGAGAGACUGGUCCUGAUAAAUAGAAAGGAAUGUGUCAUUACUUUGAUUUGGAUCUUGCACAUACUGUUUUAUCAGUAAAUAAAAAUUUAUUUAAUUUGAAUAAAUAUUGCCACCAUUAUGAUGGACAUAAUUUGGAUUUAAAAUAUGUGUACAUUUAUUUAUUACAUAAUUGUCUUUUUUCACUUGAUUUACUACUUGUUGCAAUUGACUUAUGUGAACAUACAUUGAAAUAAAAUUCUUUGCAACAUAUA